Molecule: messenger RNA, 5782 nt
Organism: Cydia pomonella (codling moth)
Lineage: Eukaryota; Metazoa; Arthropoda; Insecta; Lepidoptera; Tortricidae
Gene: Ufsp2
Product: probable Ufm1-specific protease 2
Exons: 10
Coding region: 39-1811 (590 amino acids)
Source: RefSeq, a predicted model, not a curated record
UACUUUUUUUAUUCGCCAUUUUGCGCAGUGAGGAGCGUAUGGAUGGCAACAUUUUAGUUAAAAUGUCACCACGUCUCAAAAUAUCGAGUUAUGUUAUCGAGAGGUUGUCUAAAUUAGACACAAAUGAGAGUAUAGGAUGUCUCUACGGAGUUAUGUACGACGGGAACCUACUCGUAGUCGGGUUGAGUCUGGAGUUAUUUGAACGCGAAAAGAAUACAUAUAAGCAGCUGCUCUUGCACUUGCCCACUGAGAUUGAGUUAUGUGGGGUCAUAAAGUUCGGAGAAACUUUGACGACAGAGACGAGGUUGAAAGAAAUUCUUCAGGAUGUAGACAUAACAGAUAACCCACUGGUGAUUAUUAUAAAUCAAAAUAAGGAUAUCAAAGCACACUUCUUAGUCCAUGAUAAGUUUGAGGAAACCAAGUAUGAAGUGUUGGAUGCAGACGAGUUGUGGAAUCAAUUCCUUCAUGUCCACCUUAACACUGUCGUACCGCUGAGUUGUGAAGCGACUAUUGCUGGCGUUAAGAAUAUAAUGCAGAAUAAAAGGAUAAAGAUUGCAUCAGGUCAAGUUUCCUUCCAUAUAAAUGGCACAUCAGUUUAUUUAUUUGGAGUGGCAUCAGAUGUUGGAUUGACCGGGAUAAGCACAGAUGCUACGGUUGGAGAACUCUUAGACUCAAUGAACCCAGAGCAGCCCAAAAAGAAGAAGCAUAACACAAAUAGUAUAGAUAUUUUACCUGCAAACUUAAUUUUAAAAGCUACUAAGGAUAUACUGUCGGAUAAACUUGUGAAGACUGCUGUAAAGAUGAUGACUACACAACGAAAACCUUCAUUUUGUAUUAGCAUGCCACUGAGAAUUGACACUUUGGCAAUAAUCCACCGGAACACGAAGCUGUUGGAGUUGUACACGGUUCUAGUAGAAGCCGCCUGCCGCUCCCUGAAACUACUAGAAAGUGUCUUACUUGAACAAUUAGGUCAGGAGGGCAUAGGCGACGGCGCGGGCCUACGUUUACCGGAGACCUUCCACUUCAUCCCCGACGAACUAGGCCACUUCGUGACCAGGAUUGUGCCCAAAGACAUACCUGACGAGAGCAUGGAAAAAGAAAGGCGUCUGUUGCACUCGCAGCUAGGUCUGCCAGUGGACCGGCCCAUGUUCCGCAGGGGCAACGCGCACGAGUGGCGGCCGGCGCGGCUGCUGCGCGCGCACGCGGCGCCGGCGGCGCGGCCGGGGACGCGCGCGGCGCGCGUGCGCGGCCGCUGCGGGUACUACCACUACCUGCAGGACGGCUUCCACGACGACGGCUGGGGCUGCGCCUACCGCUCCCUGCAGACCAUAUUCUCCUGGUUCAGAUAUCAAGGAUAUACAACAGUUGAAGUUCCCAGCCACCGGGAAAUCCAACAGUGCCUUGUCGACAUUGGAGAUAAGCCUUCAUCAUUCGUAGGCUCCAAGCAAUGGAUCGGCUCAACAGAAGUCUCCUUCUGUCUGGAGACUCUGCUCGGCGUCCAGUCUAGAAUUAUAUUUGUGAAUACUGGCGCAGAACUGCAAAGCUACACUCCGGAAUUGUUGCACCAUUUCCAGAAACAUGGCAGCCCAAUUAUGAUUGGUGGCGGAGUGCUGGCGCACACGAUAGUGGGCGUGGAGCUGGACGCCGAGGGCCGCGAGGCGCGCUACCUGGUGCUGGACCCGCACUACGCGGGCGCGGACGAGCCGGCCGCCGUGCUGGCGCGGGGCGGCUGCGGCUGGAAGGGGGCCGACUUCUGGAACAAGACCGCGCACUACAACUUGUGCCUGCCGCAGACGAGACCCGCCGUGUGAUUCUGUUUUUGACUCGCGACGCAAAAAACUGGUGUUAUAACUUGACGCCGAUGUCUGUCAGGAUAGACAUCUGUAGCAUCGUAGCUCUCGAACGGAUGCACCGAUUUCGAUGCGUUUUUUUUACGAGAACCGGCAGUUUGAAGAGUAUCAAUAGAACUCAUUUCCAAAAUGAUGUAAGGCAUUUUUGGCAUAAAAUGGUUUAAAAUCUUAUGAUUAGCGUAGGGGGUUUAUAAUUUUUUAAUUUAAUAGUUGUAUAAGUAACUUCAUCUCAGAAUUUAGUUAAAUGGAUGUAUUAAAAUGCCGUGAUUCAGUAUUUCGGGUGAUGAUAUUAUUCCUUACAAAAUGAAUUGGCCGAAUAACGGAACCACGUGUUUUUUUUUUUUGUUUUGGAUUAAACUAUAAUUUGUUUCGGUGUUUCUUACUUUCUUAAUUGUUAGCUUGCGAUGCAGGCAGUAAAAACGAGAUGUCCUCUCGGGUAUCCGGAUAUUCCGGAUAGUCACGUUUUAGUAUCAACUUUGUUUUGUAAAAAAAAAACGUUUAUGCGUAUAAUUUUUGCAUCUAAGGAAGGAAUUCUAUUUUUUAUUGCCAUUGAUCGAUAGAGCUUAUAAUUUUGAUGAUGAGAAAACACCAAAGAAAAUUAGUUUUCAGACAAAAAAAAAACGCCUUGUAGAAAAUGGAUAUCGCCCGUAUCUCUCCGGUACAAAUCUCUCCUCUUUUUAUUCAAUAAACUUAAAAUGUCUCUGAUAGUUAAAGUAGAAGUACUAGUGCUCGACGCUGCACUAGUCACCGACAUGGGCACUUUAUUUCAUGGAAAUAUAGGUCAAAUUUGAACAACGAAGAUUAUUCUGUAUUCGAACUUAAUCCUUGUCUUUUCGACAUAAAGUGGCCAUGUCGAGUACUAGUGCAGCGUCGAGCACUAGUACUUCUACCUUACAAUAUAUUUUGUCCUUUUGUAACAAACAAAUAUGUCAAGAUUACCUGUGCCAUCAAAUGAUGGUCCCUAUAUACAGUUCAUUUUAAUAUGGAGCAGUUGUCACGUUAAAUGUUUGUAGACAUUUAUUGGAAGUUUAGCAGGCUAGUUAGAGAAGCACACUUACAAAAAUACGAUAAAACGUUAUUAAUUAUUAUUUAAUGAAGUCUUAUCAAAAGAGACUUCAGAAGGAACUGUCAUAGAGAAUAUAAUUUUGUCAAAAACGGCGUUAGUAAGGUAGCAUUUUAAAGUUAUAUAUUUGCAUUACGGGCCCUCAUGCAUAUUAUUUUGAAUGAAUGCUAUACGGGUGCUGUUUUAGGGUGCAACUGAACAUAAUAUUGAUGUGUUAUUAUGACGUAACACUGAGCUGUGAUAUCGGCACGUUUGCCUUGCGAUUCCACUUGAUUGCAUUUUAAUGUAUUCUUAUAUUUUAACAUAAGUUCGUAUACAUUUUCAGCCAUGGUUUUAUUCGGAAUAAUAGAAAGGUUAAGGUUUCAUUAUUUGUAAAGAAUUAGGAUGAGUCUUCAACCAAUAGAUACAAUUUAUUCAAGAUGCCAUCUUGUUAAAACUUAAUUGGGAAAUAGGCGAAAGCUUGUCCCUGCACUAGGUACACUUGACGUCAAAAAUGUUCGCGUUUUUCGCCUUGUUACAAAGGAGUAAGUGCAAAAGUGUACAAUCAAGACCAGAUAGUAGUAGAUGAGAUAGUGACGGCCAAAGUGGUCAAAUAUCACCUUUCACCUUUGUGACUCGCCUUUGGUACAGUAACGGACUUUAAUUGUUGAGCCAUUUAGGGUUUACUGUAAUGUAAUGGUUAAUGGUCAAUUGCAUUAACGUUUCGGCCAACAAUUUGUUUUUGUUGGUACUGACAAUGACAGCCAAAUGAGCCUGAACCCAAAAUGACCCAAUAAUUAAAAUCCGUGACUACCUUCGGAAUAAGGAUGUGUACCGAUAUAUUACCUUACUCUAUUUAACCUUUUGAACGCCGCUUAGGAUGUCAUCGGACGUGCCCGUGUCGCCGCCUAUACUAAGUAAUAACAAACUGUGUAGUGCUUGCCACAUAACUUACGAUAAAAUAUUUUAUUGUUUAUAGUUUACAGUGAUUAACUUCAUUUUUUCCACCUUAUCAUUAAAAAAAAAAUUAUAAUAAUUAAAUCACGUUUACCAAUGUCUUUUUUAUGGUUUCGUCCCUUUAUUAAUUGAUUGAAUCUGUGAAUUUUACCAGCUAUGCAAAUUUAUUGAUGGACUUUGCUACAUCACUAUUAUUUUUUAUUUCGUAUCUGUGACGUCAUGAGCGGUCUACUAUUUGAGACAUUGGCGAAGGCUUCAUUGUAUUUUCGUUGAUAAGUUGACACUAGUAGGGAGAGGAUUGAUCACAUUAGAAACGUAUCGAAUCUGAAAAUUUCAACGUUGUUUGGCAUAAUAAAUCAUAAAAUUUUACACAGUAACACAAUUCUUUUGAUAAAUAAAUAUUGUAAACUCAAUAUUAUUAUAGUAUUCAAAGUUUUAAAACUACUAAACAGUACCUUCUUAUAUAUUUUGUUGACCUAACAUAACUUUGAAAUAUCGAGUAAUCUACACCACUAAAAUUUUCUAAAUUAUAUCUUUGACGUCACAUGCGGUCUCAUUUUUAAGACGACGGCGUAGUCUGUAUUGAUUAUUAUUGCGGAAUAUAAUAACUUAGUAGGGAUUACCGAUGAACCACGAUAACAGAGUCUCGCCUUAUUUAUCGAUUCAAAUAUCUAUCAUCGAUGAAAAAAACCGACUUCACGAAACCCUGGAAGGUAGGCAACUAGUACAAUUCAAAUAUAUUUAUUUCUAAGUUCAACUUUGAAAACGUCCAAGGACUCAAUAUGUCCAAGUGUCAAAAUGUCCAAGGGUCAAAACAUCCAUGGAAUCAAAAUGUCCAAAGAGUAAAUGGUAAAGUGGAACUGCUUGGAUCGGGAUCACAAUGACAAGGAUUAGGUACUCGAUUAUUUACUGCGAGGCCAUCAUGGCAUGUCGUGUUGCUAGAGUCAAGUUUCUGGACGCUGAACGUGCACCUAGAACUGCAGAAGGAGUCUCUGCAUGGCAAUUGCGUAUGAAGCGAAUGUAUCAACACUUGGUGUGGCUACUUAAGUCAUUGGGUAACUUGAUUCAGUUAAGGACAGAUUCUGGUUACGGCAGAUUAUUUUUAUGACAGAUUCAGUCAUGGAAAAAGUGUCUACCAAAUCUAUCAUGCAUGGAUCUAUAAAAUAUUAUAUGUAUAGACAAUAUAGUAGGUGACGCCAAACCGCAUCAGACCGGUAGGUCAGGAUUAUUGGUAACAAUCAACCAGGGUCGCGUUUUAUAAAUCUUCAGCGGACGACAUUGUAGAAUAAUAGACAACUUACGUCAUAAUUUUAUAAGAACAUAUCGAAGUGAUAAAAUAGGUUAGCUAAGUAAGGUCAGUCGCAUGCAUAAAUCUUACGUCGUAAAUCUAAACAUCGAAUGAGAAAGUCGACGUAGAUAUUUCAAUACCAAUCAUCGUCACAUCACUGGUGUCUUUUAAAUAAGACUUUGGCUACGAGACUUGGGGUAAAAUCAUACAUAAUCUAAUGGUAUAAUUAAAGUUUAUUUUCAACUAGAAAAUAUAAUAAAAUCAACAGAUCAGUCUCACUGUUACUUAAUUAACAAUUACUGCGACUUACUUAUGCAAAGAACCAAAGUAAACUUUAUUAAAGUAAAGAAUGUCUUGAGAAAAACAUGAAAAAAAUUGUCUUAUUUAUCAGACUGCGGCGACACGAGCUGGGUAUUGAUUGUCUGAUAUAUCAGACUACGGCGGUCAAAAGGUUAAAAGAUAAUACUAGAUUUUUUGUUAAGUUUAAGUUGUUAUACUGGGAAUGAGUGAGUUCUCAUCACAAUAGAUACAGCAGGUGUGUUCUACAACAGUUUAUUUUAUUGUCAUGUAUCUUUUAAUUAUAACAAAAAGCGCGUAAGUUAAAUGGAAUUAUUAUAUUUUUUACUAAUUAAAAUUUAAAUUCGA